This is a messenger RNA of Hevea brasiliensis (rubber tree), 432 nucleotides long. Its product is annotated as secreted RxLR effector protein 161-like. Bases 1 to 432 code for a protein of 143 amino acids. The record is from RefSeq and is a predicted model, not a curated record. NCBI's taxonomy places the organism in Eukaryota, Viridiplantae, Streptophyta, Magnoliopsida, Malpighiales, Euphorbiaceae. The transcript has a single exon.
AUGCUGAGAUAUAUAAGGAGUACAGUUGACUAUGGUAUCUUGUACAAGAAAGGUGGAGAUUGCAAGCUAGUUGGUUAUUGUGACGCUGAUUAUGCAGGAGAUCAUGAUACCCGUCGCUCAACUACUGGGUAUGUAUUUAUGCUUGGAACAGGAGCAAUCUCUUGGUGCAGCAAAAGGCAACCUACUGUGUCUUUGUCAACAACAGAAGCAGAGAACCGAGCAGCAGCAAUUGCAGCUCAAGAGAGUACUUGGCUCAUACAACUCAUGAAGAAUUUACAUCAUCCUGUAGAAUAUGCAAUUCCCUUGUGUUGUGACAACCAAUCAGCAAUACGUUUGGCAGAGAAUCCAAUUUUUCAUGCAAGAACUAAACAUGUGGAAGUGCAUUAUCAUUUUCUCAGGGAAAAAGUUCUACAAGGAGAAAUUGAGUUGUAG